Anoplopoma fimbria (sablefish) is the source of this 4047-nucleotide messenger RNA. Its product is annotated as Krueppel-like factor 15. Bases 381 to 1799 code for a protein of 472 amino acids. The transcript is spliced from 3 exons. NCBI's taxonomy places the organism in Eukaryota, Metazoa, Chordata, Actinopteri, Perciformes, Anoplopomatidae. The record is from RefSeq and is a predicted model, not a curated record. Gene Ontology annotation, biological process: regulation of transcription by RNA polymerase II. Gene Ontology annotation, molecular function: RNA polymerase II cis-regulatory region sequence-specific DNA binding; DNA-binding transcription factor activity, RNA polymerase II-specific.
UCUGAACGCUGCUGCUGCCGCUGUAUGGCGAGUCUCAAGGGCAAAACCCGCUCUGGCAAUAGACUGCCGCGUCGGUCGCACCGGAUAAAACCAUUACUCCCCGCGCCUUUUGCAUCGAGGUUAGAGUGGCUUUGAUUGAACAAGACACACUGUAUCCCGACUGGAGACCUUGGAUUGUAGGAGUGUUUCUGUGACGCCUACUUUUUCCACCCUGAGAGAGAAACACCAGGUGUUUUGAUAUCUCCCCUGAGUGGGAAGUGUGGACUCAGUGACCUGGGUUGGUAUUGCCUUACUUUCCCAGAAGCAGGAGGAAUAUUUUUUUUAGAAAUCAUCCUAAACACAGACUCCAACAAGAGACGGCUGCUUGGCACUGUCCAGGGAUGGUGGACAACUCCCCAGUUAGCGAGGGGGAUUUUCUUCCUUACGGUCGCUCCUCGCAGGCCUACCGUCUGUCUGACAUGGUGACAGACCUGAGCUCCUACCAGGUGAUGCCGUCACCAUUUUCGGAGGACGACCGGAGCGAGUCGUCCAGCCCUCGUUCCUGUUCCAGCCCUGACUCCCAGGUGCUUAGCUCCAGUUACGGCAGCAACUCUAGUGCUGAGAGCCAGGACAGCAUCCUGGAUCACCUGCUGUCCCAGGCCUCUUUAGGGGGUGCCAACAGUGUGCUGGCAGGGUCGGUUGCACCUAUACCAUUAUCCACUUUCUUCUGGGACUCACGGAGAGACGAGCCCCCCAAACGCCUGCCUGUAAAGGAGGAACAUUUUGAUUUCCUAUCCUGGUCCAAUGUGGAGACAGAGGAACAACUUGGAGGGUCCUUCCAGCCCACACUGGAAGAGAUCGAAGAAUUCCUGGAGGAGAAUAUGGAGGUGGUAACGAUGAAGCAGGAAAUCCGAGAGGGUUGUCCGGGAUUGGGAGUGGGACUGGAGGAGGCUCUUGGUCUAGAAGUGGGCUUGGAGUGGUGCAGGGAAGCCUCCCCUGAGCUUAAGCCAGAGCCAGAGGCAAAGUAUUCAGACCAAACUGUCCCCACGGCCAGCACUGCUGGCCUGGCCACUGCUGCCUCGAGUGAGACCAAAACGGCAACAGUUAACCCCACACAUGAAUGCACCACAGGGGCCAAGAAGACGUCAGCCAUCAAACCGUCAUCAUCAGACAGUGGCACAAACGGAAGCGGGAUGCCGGUCGUCCUACAGAUUCAGCCCCUUCAGAUCAAGCAAGAGCCCACGGUAGCUCCUAUUACUCCCGUGGCCCAGCCCCCACCGCCAACCCCGGCCUCAGACAUCAAAAUUGCACAGCUACUGGUCAACAUCCAAGGUCAGACCUUUGCCCUGGUGCCCCACAUCCUGCCCUCCAGCAGCCUUAAUGUCUCCUCCAAGUUUGUACGCAUUGCUCCUGUCCCCAUUGCGGCCAAGCCGCUCGGUCUCGAGGAAUGCUCAGCCGGCCACGGCUCAGGGAUUCUUGUUGGAGGUCAAAAGUUCCAGAAGAACCCAGUGGCGGAUCUUAUCAAAAUGCACAAAUGCACUUUCCCUGGCUGCACCAAGAUGUACACCAAGAGCAGCCACCUGAAGGCCCACCUGAGGAGGCACACAGGGGAAAAGCCUUUCGCCUGCAACUGGCAGGGCUGUGGAUGGAGGUUUUCGCGGUCCGACGAGCUGUCUCGACACCGGCGCUCGCACUCAGGUGUCAAGCCCUACCAGUGUCCGGUUUGUGAGAAGAGGUUCGCCCGCAGCGACCACCUGUCGAAACACAUCAAAGUCCACCGUUUCCCAAGGAACAGCCGGACAGUUCGCACAGCAAACUGACGCUGGGAUCGCUGGGAAUGCUGGGAUCACUCUCAUACAGACAUAAGCGGCCAGAGCACAGUGCGAGUGUGAAGGAGCAGGUGUUUUUUUUGUGCAAAUGUUUGCACCAUUACCAAGUCUUUUUGAUAAUGUAAGUGGAAGCAUGCCUCGCUUUUUGUUUCAGCAGUCCGUGAUUGUCCUAAUUUAUUGUUCAAAUGUAAACCAACACCGUUACCAUCCUGUCUGUGAUCAGCUGAAGGUUGUUGUUGCUGUUGGUGCUUUGGUAUGUUGUACUCCUUAUGUUUGUUCGGUCCUUAUCGCUUGCCUCAGCAGAAGUUAAGAUAAGCCUUUCUUCAUCCAGUCUGAUUAUGUAAUAUCCAGACUGUAACAGUCUAAUGGACCUGGAUCAAAACAACUGCCUUUUAUCUUCCUGAAAGCUGCCAACAUAUUGGACAUUCCUCAUCUUAUGCAAUGUUUAGAAAGUCAGAGGAAGUUCAUUGGGAUCCUCAUUAGCUACUACCACUUAAGUUUUUCAUUGAAAGUAAAGUUGAAUACCUAUAUUGUUCAACUUUGAUGCACAGGGAGAGACCUGGGAAAUCUUGCCAUAAUCUACCUGGGUUCCUCUCAAAAUUUGGUGCUGUCGGGCGGAAACAUCUGUCUGUGGGUUUUACUAAUAUUAAACCAAUGAAAGAGUUAAAAAACGGUUUGCGAAUAAACCUCAAUCUGAUCCUCAAACUGUCGGCAAAACCACAUAGCUCCCCUCCCCUCGUUCUUGAAUAAAACAACGCUCACAGCAGAGCCGAAGGAAAAAAGUGAAAACAUCUCAACAGCAGUCCCAGGGGAUUAAACUCAGCGGGCGCUUGCUGUAGGAGGAUCGCAGCCCUCGCUGAGCACAUUUCCUCGCCACGGCCGCUGGCUCUAGGCCGGCUUUGAAAGUCCUCGGGUGAAGUACAUGAGCAUCACAGCACUAUUUUCCCCCACUUUAAAUGUUUGCUGAGGAGACUAGCGUAGCUAGCUAUGUGACCUCAGUGGCUGAGGGGUUGUUCUAUCAGGGACGGACAAGACCUGUUUUUCCACAUUCGCUGGUCGAAAACCUAGUUGCUCCAUUCAAGCUUGAUUUUUGGUAAAAUAUCAAUAAUGGCACAUGCAAGUACCUGACCAUACAUAAAGACACAAUACCAACUUUGACAACGCAGCGUUCAAUUAUUUAAAAAACAGAUGCUUUUUUUGUUUUUAUUCCUUGAAAAGUAACGGGUUUGAACAUACAAGGUUUCCGCCCGACAGCGACUUUGUAAACCUGCUGUGACACGAGGAGGAGAAUGGCUGAGCAGCACAAGAAAUCCAGACGUGAAAUACAACUAAAAGGGUUAAUCGCACAGUGAUUGUUGAAUCGGCCUUGUAAUCGGUGUUAAAUGAUCUUCAUGUCUUUGUUUUAUGAAGUCAUGUGCGUCUACUUGCUGGUCUUCUAUUUUUAUCGCUUCUCUGGCCUUACUGUACCACGGAAUCCUUACUGGAGAGCCAAACCAUAUGGGAAACCAGGCUUUUCAGUGAUCCAUAUUUUAAUGGGGUGUUAAAGUGACGUUAUAUGUGUAAUAUGGCCCACGUCAGUCGGUGCAUAGCCACGGAGCUGAAUGUCUCAGUCUGCUAUUAUCAUUACUUUGCUGACGACUUGACACAAAAUCUGCCUCAACUCUGCUUUAUUUGUUACUGAGACACCGUGACAGCCUUGACCUCAGCCGGCCGUUAAAGUUACUUUAAGGUGACAUCAGUGGACACACCAUGGUGCUGAACUACCCGGGGGUGUGCUUCUGGGAAAUGAAGUCACAUCAUCCCUCCUGAGGCCACGAUACACUUUGUAAUUGCUCUGGAACAUUUUUUGCUAAGUGUACCCCGCUGUGAAUAUGUAGGGGUUAUGACAACGCCGUCCACGUGUAAUUCAUGCAUGUAAGGUGACAACAAGCAGGAAGGGGGGUAGACAACGUUGCGCAUCAUUCCUUUCAUUCAAUUUUUGAAUUUUUAAUGCUUGUGUGAACACAGGUGUUUUAUCGCAUCCUAUGAAUGUAUGUAAAUAUGCAGGAGUGUACAUCGUGGCAUCCCGGAAACACACAGAGAGACGACUCUGAUACCAUAUCUUAAAAACAAAUCGGUGGUUGUGAAGAUUUCUAGUGUAAACCCUAAAUGUGUACAUAACUUGAAGUUUCAGUACAUAUGAAUAUAUUAUAUAUUUUGUCUUUGUUCUAUCCAAGAUGCAUUUACAAAUAAAACUGAA